Messenger RNA from Microplitis demolitor, 2414 nucleotides. RefSeq names its product zinc finger and BTB domain-containing protein 17. The transcript has 6 exons. The coding region runs from base 142 to 2190 and encodes 682 amino acids. Lineage: Eukaryota; Metazoa; Arthropoda; Insecta; Hymenoptera; Braconidae. The record is from RefSeq and is a predicted model, not a curated record. Gene Ontology annotation, biological process: regulation of transcription by RNA polymerase II. Gene Ontology annotation, cellular component: nucleus. Gene Ontology annotation, molecular function: RNA polymerase II cis-regulatory region sequence-specific DNA binding; DNA-binding transcription factor activity.
GAUUAUGGUGGCGUCACUCGAUUAAUGGGAAAAACGGCUGGACGCGUAUCGACCGAGUAAUAAUUCAUUAAUAUUUCCUGUUACUAUCAUUAUUUAGAUAAAUUUAUGGUUAUUUAAUCAACCAAUUAGGAUAUUUGAAGUAUGGGUGACAAGAGUGGAAAGUCAACAGCUAUGGAAGUAGAAGAGUUAAAAGCUAUUUUAGAAUCUAAAGGUGGUAAUGUUAUGGAGGAAGAAAUAAUUUAUGCAUCAGUAGAAGGUGAAGAUACUGAAGCUGCUGAAGAAGUCCAAGGUGAUGAAAUAGUUGAAAUAAUCGAAGAGAUUGAAGUUGUUGAGGGUGAAGAAGAGGAAGAAUCACCAAAGGCUGUUUCUGUAACAGAAAGUAUUAAUGAUGAAUCUUCACAAAGUCAGGACAAAGUAGAGCAGAUAACUGAUAAAAGAUCUAGUGAUGAUGAUCAUCAAAAUAACUAUACUCGACAAGUAGUUAACUAUGACGCUGAUGAGGAUUGGACACUUGAAGAAAGUGAUCCAUUAGAAUUAAAAUCAAAUAAUUCAAUUCAAUCGUCUAAAACUAAAAGCAAAUCUGAAAGCAAGACUAUUACUGUUAAUGGAAAUAAAGUUGCAACUAAAAAAGCUGAUGAUGUUUAUCGUAAUGCUAAGUCUUGUAAUUCAGAAUAUGGUGAAAGUAUGAAUAUUAGAUCUGACGAUGAUAAUCAUCAUGAAAUUGUUGAAAAUGACUUGGUUUAUACUGUAUUAGGUGAAAAAAAAUCAUCUGAUUCAUCUAAACGUCAAGAAGAUCCACGUUAUAUUAAAAUGGAAAGAUUGGAUGAAAACAUUCCUGAAGAAGAAGGAGCAAUUUAUUAUGAAGAUAGUGAGAUGGGAACCUUGUACGUGACUUCAGCAGUCAAUGAUGGUGAACAGUAUCAGUAUGAAGAACAAGCUUUGGAACAAGAAGAUCAAGAACAAGUAGAACAGCAAGAACAGUGGGAUGAAUCUAAUGAAAUGAUGAUAGAGGAACAAGGGCCAGAGGAAAGUCAUCAGGAUCAAAUAUACUUACAUGAGGAUGAGGAUGGCCAGCUAUACUUCAAAGAUGAAAAUGGUGUAAUGCAACCAGUCUAUUUAACUGAAGAUGGUAAUUAUGCCAUUGCAGAUACAUCUGAAGAUCAAGAAAAUCAAGAGUUGAGGAUUAGUCAGAAAUCAGAUGAAGCAGUUUUAGGUGUUCAGGACUUGGAUCCUAAUACACUGCGACAGGGAUCAUCUACUUCGAGUCCAACUAAUAAUGACGUCGACAAUGAAGAUAAUACUGUCACUAUAUCUUUGAUUAUAUCAGAGGAUGAAAAUGGUUUGAAGAGAACUCAAGUUAUUAUUCCAACAGCAGAUGCAUUGAAGUGUGAAAUUUGUCAAAAGAGUUUCAAAACUCAGUUCCAAUUACUUCGUCAUAACAGAUUAAAACAUGCUCGAGAAGAAGAUAUCACAACGCGUAACUUCCCUUGCGACUUAUGUCCAAAAAGAUUUCCUGAUCAAAAUUCACUAGCUAAGCAUCGGAAGACACAUACAGGUGAUCGACCAUUCCAAUGUUUAGAAUGCCAGGAAACAUUCCCAACUGCUCCUGCAUUACGUCGUCAUAUGAGUUCUCAUAAUCCAGAAUCAAAACCAUUACCUUGUAUCUAUUGUGGUCGUCGUUUCCUUGAUAAGCCGGCACUUCAAGUACAUGAAGCGUCUCAUUUGGCUGCUGAACAACAACGUGGCCACACUUGUGACAUUUGUAAUAAAUCUUUUAUGACUCCAACUGAUUUAAUGGUACACAAGAAAAAUCAUGACCCAGAUAAGAAAUUUGAUUGUGAAGUAUGUGGUCGGGAAUUCAAUCGUCUUAAUAAUUUACAGCGUCAUAUGAUGGUUCACCAACAGGUACGUGAAAAAGCUGCGCAAGGACAAAGUCAAGAAAUUUUAUCGUGCGAUGUAUGUGGUAUAACUUACAAAUUUAUGAGCUCAUUGACCCGGCACAUGGUAACAUCGCAUAUGAAUCCUGAAAAGUUACGACAGCAAGCUGAAGAACAACGACGAAAACGUGAAAAUAAUUACAAACGUUAUCUGGAGAAUCGUAAAAUGUAUGAAACCCAACAUGGUACUGGGUAUGGAAAACGUAGUUACAGAAGUGCUAUAAGUAGUGAUCCAGAUGAUGAUUUUGCAUGAGAAUUAUCGGAUGAUUCACUCGAUGAGUAUUCAAGUUCUUCAUAUAAAUGCCGAUUAAAUCGUCAAAAUAAACGUAAUCAUUCUGUAUCUUAUAAUAAUUAUAAGUGGCGUUACGGAUAUCAGUAAUGCAUUUAAUGUAAUAAUAAAAUCAUUUAUUAUUGACAAAAAAAAGGAUAAUGAAUUUUAAAAAUUUCGAAGAUAUUAUAUUAUUAGAUAUACAGUAA